AUGACGUCUGGUCUCUUAACUUUAACAAAAAGGAAUUUAGCAGGAAAUCAUAUAUAUUUAGGAAAAUGGCAUGACUACAACCAGUGGAAAUAUAUUGCCCCAUCUAAUUUGUUAGAUAUUAUAAAACCAGUUGAAAAAACUAAAGUAAUAAGCCCUAUUGCACAUAAGGGGCAAGAAGACAUGUUUAGUUACUUAAAUGGUUCUUACCAUGGAAAAAUAAUAACAAUGAAUGAUUUAAAUUCAAGUAAUUCAAAAACAAAUAAAAUAAGAGGAAGUGCUUUUCAUGGCCCAGAAAGAACAGAUGUAUUUCGAUUAAUUUUGUUUAACAGACUAAAACAAAAACAUCCACAGAGAAUUGUUCCAGAUGCUGAGCAUCUGAAAGAUGCAAACAAAGUGGAAGUAUCCAUUGUCUGGUUUUUGUGGUCUUUCGUUUUGUUUUAUUGUACCAUGUGUAUGUACGGAAGUAAUUACAUUAUAAAAAACAAAUCCACCUCAUUUCCUUGGAUGCCUCCAAGGACUGAUGGAUCCAAGGGAGAGGGCCCCAUAUUCUGGUACCUCGAGUAG
Messenger RNA from Plasmodium gonderi, 564 nucleotides. RefSeq lists its product as hypothetical. The coding region runs from base 1 to 564 and encodes 187 amino acids. The record is from RefSeq and is a predicted model, not a curated record. NCBI's taxonomy places the organism in Eukaryota, Apicomplexa, Aconoidasida, Haemosporida, Plasmodiidae. The transcript has a single exon.